CCACUUGACUCCAUAGCUCCGCCCCCGUUCUGUGCCGGAACUGAUUGGCGGGACGCUGGAGGCCGAGCUGGCCACGCCCCCUCUGGGAAAGCGCGCGCCGCCGCAGUAGCGAGAACCUAGCCGGCGGGGAAGGAGUAGGCAGUCUUUAGCGUGAGCUUCAGAAGCGUUCUGUAGCAGAGCGGACAGCUGGUUGGCGCUUGGACCAAGCCGCGGCAGCAGGUCCCUCCACGUGCUUUCAGCGGCGCCAUGGAACUGGAGGAGUCGGGGAUCCGUGAGGAAUGUGGCGUAUUCGGGUGCAUCGCUUCUGGAGAGUGGCCCACGCAGCUAGAUGUGCCGCAUGUGAUCACUCUGGGACUCGUGGGGCUGCAGCACCGGGGUCAGGAAAGUGCUGGUAUUGUCACCAGUGAUGGGAGUUCAGUGCCUACAUUCAAGGUGCAUAAGGGAAUGGGUCUUGUAAAUCAUGUUUUUACUGAAGACAAUUUGAAGAAAUUAUAUGUCUCAAAUCUUGGAAUUGGGCAUACGAGAUACGCCACGACGGGAAAGUGUGAGCUGGAAAACUGCCAGCCAUUUGUUGUUGAAACUCUUCAUGGGAAAAUAGCUGUGGCACAUAAUGGUGAACUGGUAAACGCAGCUCGCCUAAGGAAAAAGCUUCUGCGCCACGGUAUUGGGCUUUCCACAUCCUCCGAUAGUGAAAUGAUUACCCAGUUACUUGCAUACACCCCUCCUCAGGAACGAGAUGAUACCCCAGACUGGGUGGCAAGAAUUAAGAACUUAAUGAAGGAAGCGCCCACAGCUUACUCCUUGCUUAUAAUGCACAGGGACGUCAUUUAUGCAGUGCGGGAUCCGUAUGGAAAUCGUCCUCUGUGCAUCGGACGUCUUAUUCCAGUUUCUGACAUACAUCACAAAGAGAAAAAAUCUUCAGAAACUGAAGGCUGGGUGGUAUCUUCUGAAUCUUGCAGCUUUUUAUCUAUUGGUGCAAGAUAUUCCCAUGAAGUGAAGCCUGGAGAAAUUGUAGAAAUAUCCAGACAUGGCAUCAGAACUCUUGAUACGAUUCCAAGGUCUGAAGGAGACCCAGUGGCUUUUUGUAUCUUCGAAUAUGUUUAUUUCGCAAGACCAGAUAGUAUAUUUGAAGAUCAAAUGGUUUACACUGUAAGGUACCGCUGUGGCCAGCAGCUGGCAAUUGAAGCGCCUGUGGAGGCAGACUUGGUUAGCACGGUUCCAGAGUCAGCUACGCCUGCUGCUCUUGGAUAUGCAGCUAAGUGUGGACUACCGUAUGUGGAGGUGUUGUGUAAAAACCGCUAUGUGGGGAGAACCUUCAUUCAGCCAAAUAUGAGGUUAAGACAGCUUGGUGUUGCAAAAAAAUUUGGUGUGUUGUCUGACAACUUUAAAGGUAAAAGAAUUGUCCUCAUAGAUGAUUCAAUUGUGAGAGGCAAUACUAUCUCACCCAUCAUAAAACUCCUCAAAGAAUCCGGGGCAAAAGAGGUGCACAUUCGAGUUGCUUCACCGCCAAUAAAAUACCCUUGCUUCAUGGGAAUAAAUAUACCCACAAAGGAAGAGCUGAUAGCCAAUAAGCCAGAAUUUGAAUGUCUUGCAGAAUACUUGGGAGCAAACAGUGUUAUAUAUUUGUCAGUGGAAGGACUGGUCUCAUCUGUGCAACAAGAGAUAAAAUUUAAGAAGCAGAAAGUGAAAAACCAUGGUAUUACAAUUCAAGAAAAUGGGAAUGGUCUGGAAUGCUUUGAGAAGACGGGACACUGUACGGCUUGCCUCACUGGGCAGUACCCUGUGGAACUGGAAUGGUAGCUGCCAGGACAGAGUUCCUGAGACUAAAAGUGAUCACAAAGUGGUUUACGUACUAUCUGUUACCCAGAUACCUGCUUAUGUAUGUAUACCUUUAUAAGCUUUGAGAAUUUCUGAGGUUACUAAAUUGCUAUAAUUAAACCAUGAUGGUUACAUGUAAUACAACAUGUAGGGAUUCUUUUUAUACGAGGAUCGUUUUUCACCUAGGAGGAGGCAGGAGGUUAGUGGUAUUUCCCAGGCCCAUGCUUGAAGGGUUUACAAGAGGUUAGAUUUGGGGCUUUAUAAUAUACCAUGAAAAAUCUGAAUUCAUUGUGCCCCAUAGAGUUCUAAUCUAUAAAGUCAAGCCUGGAGAUUUCAUGUCCUGUGUGUACAUUGAUUUUUCCCUCCGCCAGUGUGGACACACACACACACACACACACACACACACACACACACACACAAUUCUGGGGACCAAUGGACAACUCCAAAAAAAAAAAAAAGAAAGAAAGAAAGAAAGAAAGAAAACUACUUGGGAAGCUCUAGGGCAGGGGAUUCUUGAAUCUGGGCUUUCCUGAGUCAAGAUAAUGUGUUUUUCUCUGCCUCGGAGCCCCCAUUUAUUUAAUGAGACAUUUGUGUAUCUAGUACACAGUAGGAAAAUGUGAAUACAUGCCACAGUUAGGUAUUUAGUAGAACUAUCAUUUUACCCCUGCAUUUUAACAGUGCAUGGUCAUUAGCAUCUGCUAAAUUUGUUUGCAGCUUUAUUAUGACAGAGGGAAAUGACAGGUUUGCAGAUCUUUGUCUCUCUGGGAUGCACCAGAAUAUAUCUGAAGCCCUUUUUUUGUUUUGUUUUGUUUUUUUUACACUUGACUAGAAGAUGUGAAUGAUAAUUGUAGUGUCUGACAAUACAAGUCUAGCAAAUAGCUUAGAACAUUGGAAGUAGAAAACAAAAAUUUUAAUUCCAAGUCAGCCUUUAUUCAUAAUUUGAUUAGACUUGAGUAUUCGUAUACAUACAUGCAUAUGAUUGAAAUCGAGCCAAUAGAAUAUGAGCUGAUUUUGUUUAAUGGCUAAGGGGACAGCCACUAUUUUGGAAACCAGAUUGCCUGUACCCAAGUGUCAGCUCAUAAUCAUGUCUUUUCUACUUUGUUUUGUUAGGUCUAGUGAGUUCUUAUUUUUAAUUUUUUUUAUGAUGCAGACUUAGAGAACUGAGAUGAUUGCUUACUAACUCCUAUGUUUGUAAGAUUUUUCACUUACAAAAAUAAUUAUUUCUAUAUUAUUGCCAAAAUUUGCUGUAUAGUUUCCAACCCCAUUUAGAAGUAUAGUAUUUAUUAAUUGAAAUUAUUCAUUUGCAUUUGGUAUAUAGUUUCGUGUGUUACAUAAUGACAGGUCAAGAUAAAAUGGUAGUAAUUUAAGGCCAUGUACUGAAGUGACCUGUGACAAAGACAUAGGCAGAUUGGCAUUGUACAGCCCUGGGGCCAGUUCAGUGGGUACAGCCUCUUCUGUAAAUGUAUUAGCCAUGGCAGCAUGGAGGGUAAGCCUUUAGGUCAGUUUUAAAAUGGCCUUAUUUAAAUUUGAUGUUUUAAAAAGAAACUCAGGGAAGGUACUAAAACCAAAAUCUCUAAUUUGACUUUUGUGUUAUUUUUUGUUUUAUUGGGAUACUUUUAUAAAGGGAAAUAGUGUUGAGAUCCUUUGAUAAUUGUACGACGUUCCUUAAUUAUUCAUCGUGACCUUUAUUUUACAAGUUUCUGAAUAUGAAUUAAAUUACCUUUUUUUUUUAACCAGUUUCCAGCCGCUUUUUAUUUGCUCUAAAUGUAUAUAACUAGAGUACUAUAUGCUGAAAAAAUAUGGAAAAUGUGUUUGAACACAGUUAACAUCACAAACUAAUGUAAGCCUACUUUUUGAUACCUUUUUGUCAUUUUUUUUCUUUUUGGUGACAAUUAUAUGUAAUAAAUGUGUUUACAUGUGUGCUUUUUAAA
This is a messenger RNA of Phodopus roborovskii (desert hamster), 3749 nucleotides long. It is a transcript of the gene Ppat, whose product is annotated as phosphoribosyl pyrophosphate amidotransferase. Gene Ontology annotation, molecular function: amidophosphoribosyltransferase activity. The transcript has 11 exons. Gene Ontology annotation, biological process: purine nucleobase biosynthetic process; purine nucleotide biosynthetic process. The coding region runs from base 247 to 1800 and encodes 517 amino acids. The record is from RefSeq and is a predicted model, not a curated record. NCBI's taxonomy places the organism in Eukaryota, Metazoa, Chordata, Mammalia, Rodentia, Cricetidae.